Messenger RNA from Hydractinia symbiolongicarpus, 918 nucleotides. RefSeq names its product adrenocorticotropic hormone receptor-like. Lineage: Eukaryota; Metazoa; Cnidaria; Hydrozoa; Anthoathecata; Hydractiniidae. The record is from RefSeq and is a predicted model, not a curated record. The transcript has a single exon. Gene Ontology annotation, cellular component: membrane. Gene Ontology annotation, biological process: G protein-coupled receptor signaling pathway. Bases 1 to 918 code for a protein of 305 amino acids. Gene Ontology annotation, molecular function: G protein-coupled receptor activity.
AUGGAUUUGCAUGCCGAUAAUACUACUUCAACUACCGACAUGACUUGCAGUUCAUACUUAGCAGGAGUUAAAAUUAAUUUAUAUUUUCAUUCGCUUACAGUCGCGUAUGCCAUGGCAAUCAGCUUGUUGACUAUACUAUUUAACUCAGUAUAUAUAACAUCUGUGAUUAGGUUCACACGUAAUUACUACCCCAGUGACAUUAUGUACAUUCUGCUGUCCGUUAGUGAUUUGUUAUCUGGUCUUGUAUACACCCCAACAUGGUCCAUAGCAUGGAUUAUUGCCAUACACCAAUCACGAAAAAACUGCUUUUUUUCAAAGGUUCUUAAUGCAAUUGGACAUAUUUUGGCUGAAAUGUCAUUUUUUGCGAUUGUUGGCAUUACCUUUGAUCUCCAUCUAUUUAUCAUUCAUCCAUUUUUUUACGACAAGUAUAUUACAAACAGACGGACUUUUCUUUUCGUAAUUGGAAUUUGGAUGAUGACAAUAGUUUUGAUUAUUACCUGCAGCGUGACAUCAAUAAGAUACUGGCGACUAUACGAAACUGCGGCAGGAGUUUUUGCAGUUAUCUUGUGUCUCAUAAUUUCGUUUCUGCACAUAAAGAUCUAUUUAGAAAUCAGAAGGAUGUGCAAGAAAAUAACAAGCGCGACACAAAUUGACAUUUUAAAUGCGAAGAAAAAAUCUGCUAAAACUGGAGUGAAAAUCCUGGUGACGUUUAUUUUAUGCUUCCUGCCAAUCAGCUGUUGCGUAGUGUAUCGUAAUAUUAUUAAAAGGACAACGUUUGUGGCAACAUACGCAGACCAAAUGGCACACUGUAUUUAUUUAUUAAAUCCAUUGUUGGAUCCCUUUGUGUACUAUUUUAGACUCUCAAGAAUUCGGUCAAACAUAAGUCGAAUCUUUAAUAAAAAAAUUGGGAACAAAUAA